Messenger RNA from Cottoperca gobio, 1872 nucleotides. It is a transcript of the gene psen2, whose product is annotated as presenilin 2. Gene Ontology annotation, biological process: calcium ion homeostasis; Notch signaling pathway; protein processing. Gene Ontology annotation, cellular component: membrane; gamma-secretase complex. NCBI's taxonomy places the organism in Eukaryota, Metazoa, Chordata, Actinopteri, Perciformes, Bovichtidae. Gene Ontology annotation, molecular function: aspartic endopeptidase activity, intramembrane cleaving. The record is from RefSeq and is a predicted model, not a curated record.
ACACACUUUAAAAAAACUAAACAAAGAAACUAAAUGAACCUGAGAUCUGAGGCGGUUUCUAAAUUGAGGUUGAAGCAGCGCGUGAUCUCGUGACGUUCCCGGUCAUCACGUGCUGUGUCCAGUCAGCUGACUGCCGUCUUCCGGGUUGUCGGUCGGUGUUUACUUUCUGAGCGGCUUCAUCUCUGUUUCUGCGGCUGAACUCGAGCCAUGAACAUGUCGGACAGUGACGAGGACUCCUACAACGAGAGGACGGCGUUGGUCCCGGCGGAGAGUCCGACGGUGGCGUCCUACAGACCAGAUCCAGACGCCGCCCCCCCAAGCGAUUCCCCAUCCAAAAGGCCCGGCGUAAGCAGGAGGGCGGGUCCGGCUGCCGCGGACGCUGCUGGCUGUCGUGUCAGCGGUGGCGGUUCAGAUCAGGAGGUGGAUGCAGACGAUGAAGAGUUGACUCUGAAGUACGGAGCCAAGCACGUCAUCAUGCUGUUCGUCCCCGUCACCCUCUGCAUGUUGGUGGUGGUCGCCACCAUCAAGUCCGUCAGCUUCUACACGGAGAAGACCGACCAGCAGCUGAUCUACACGCCGUUCACAGAGAACACGACGUCUGUCGGCCGCCGGCUCCUCAACUCCGUCCUCAACACCAUCAUCAUGAUCAGCGUCAUCGUGGUCAUGACCAUCCUGGUCGUCCUCUACAAGUAUCGCUGCUACAAGUUUAUUCACGGUUGGCUCAUCAUGUCGUCCCUGAUGCUGCUCUUCUGGUUCAGCUUCAUGUAUCUGGGCGAAGUGUUUAAGACGUACAACCUGGCGGUGGACUACCCGACUGUGGGGGUGAUCAUCUGGAACUUCGGGGCGGUGGGGAUGAUCUGUAUCCACUGGAAGGGCCCCCUCCAGCUGCAGCAGGCCUACCUGAUCCUCAUCAGCGCCCUCAUGGCCCUCGUCUUCAUCAAGUACCUGCCCGAGUGGUCGGCCUGGGUCAUCCUGGGAGCCAUAUCCGUGUACGACCUGGUGGCCGUCCUGUCUCCUAAAGGUCCUCUCAGGAUGUUGGUGGAGACAGCUCAGGAACGUAACGAGCCCAUCUUCCCCGCCCUCAUCUACUCCUCCGCCAUGAUGUGGACGGUCGGGAUGGCGAGCCCGGCGGACGCUCAGCGCUCCGCACUGGAAACAGACGAGGAGUCGGAGCAGAGAGGUGGGGGGGCGGAGCCUGAGGUCCGACAGCUGCGGUCCUUUGCAGAAGAUGACCUGGAGGAGGACCGAGGUGUGAAGCUCGGCCUCGGAGAUUUCAUCUUCUACAGCGUCCUGGUUGGGAAAGCAGCGGCGACGGGUGGAGACUGGAACACCACGCUCGCCUGCUUCGUCGCCAUUCUCAUCGGUCUCUGCCUGACGCUGCUGCUGCUGGCCAUCUUUAAGAAAGCUCUGCCGGCGCUGCCCAUCUCCAUCACCUUCGGCCUGGUCUUCUAUUUCUCCACAGACUUCCUGGUUCAGCCCUUCAUGGACAACCUGGCUGAUCACCAGUUUUACAUCUGAGAGGAAGCUCCGCCCCCCCGCCGCCGUCAGAGCUGCUGCCAUUCGUCUUUAAAUGCUGUUCCAGCCUCUAAAAAACCUGCUUCUGUUUUAUAUCCUAUUAAAGCGACAGAACAUUUCCAGACUUCAGGACUGUGACGGACAUUUUCACUAUUUUAUAGACCAAACCAUUAAUGUAGAAAUCUGCAGAUCCAAAAUGAAACUGUUCGUUAAUAUCCGUCUUCAUCGUCGUCCUGCGGCGCGCCUGUUGUGGCGGCGGCACAAAGACUACUUCUAAAUAUAUUUACUGUAUUUAAAACGCUUCACCUUUAUUCUGAAAUAACAACAAAAACUAACUUCUUUUUUGUAUUCUCACCA